Molecule: messenger RNA, 2910 nt
Organism: Cheilinus undulatus (humphead wrasse)
Lineage: Eukaryota; Metazoa; Chordata; Actinopteri; Labriformes; Labridae
Product: E3 ubiquitin-protein ligase TRIM21-like
Exons: 2
Coding region: 98-1711 (537 amino acids)
Molecular function (GO): protein binding; zinc ion binding
Source: RefSeq, a predicted model, not a curated record
CGAAGAAGAAGAAGAGAAGGUGUGACACUCCCGCCAUGAGCAGCAGUCGGACCAGAGUCUAAAGAAAUAUCCACAGAGUCCGUUAUCCAGGUUUUAGAUGGAGAUGUCUGCUGCCCGGAGUCUUCUGUCGGAAGAUACCUUCCUGUGCCCCGUCUGUCUGGAUACCUUCACUGAUCCUGUCAGCACACCUUGUGGUCACAACUUUUGCAAAACCUGCAUCAGUGAAAACUGGAACACUAAAGACCAGUACCUGUGUCCACUAUGUAAAGAGGACUUUAGCAGAAAACCCAACCUAAAAGUCAACAUGUUGCUCUCUGGGAUGGUUGCAGCUCGACUGGAGUCCAGCAGCAGCUCAGAGCACCAAGAGUCUGAACCAGGAGAAGUUCUCUGUGAUGCCUGUACUAGCCCCAAACUGACGGCCCUGAAGUCCUGCAUGGACUGCCUGGUCUCCUACUGUGAGGCUCACCUGGAGCCUCACCUGACAGCUCCACGGCUGAAAAGACACCAGCUGAUGGACCCCGUGGAGAACCUGGAGGACAGGAUGUGUACGAAGCAUGAGAAACCUCUGGAGCUGUUCUGUCAGACCGAUCAGACCUGCGUCUGCAUGCUCUGCUCCGUUCUGGACCACAAGAACCACGAGUUUGUUCCUCUGAAGGACGAAUAUCGAGAGAAGAAGGCAGAGCUGGAGGAGAAAGACGCUAAAAUCCAGCAGAUGAUCGAUCAAAGACGUCUGAAGAUUCAGGAGAUUGAGCACUCGGUCCACCUCAGUAAGGACGCUGCAGACAGGGAGAUCGCAGAAGGUGUUCGAGUCUUCACCGCUCUGAAGGAGUCUGCUGAGAGAGGCCAGGCCGAGCUCAUCAACACCAUCCAGAAGAAACAGGAGACUACAGAGAAGCAGGCCGAAGCAUUCAUCCAGGAGCUGGAGCAGGAAAUCUCAGAGCUGAUGAAGAGAAGUGCUAAGGUGGAGCAGCUCUCUCGCUCCAAAGACCACCUCCAUCUGAUCAGGACCGCCGUAUCUCUGAGCAGUACUGUGUCCUCCAGAGACUGGACCAAGGUCACUGUCCCCCCACCUCUUUAUGACCGCACUGUGGUGAAAGCUGUGGCUCAGCUGGAGGAGACUCUCAGAGAGGAGAUGAAGAAGUUGGAUCAGAUUGCAUUAAGGAGACUCCAGCAGUACGCCGUGGAUGUAACUCUGGACCCUGAUUCUGCACAUGCUCAGCUCCUCCUGUCGGAUGAUGGGAAACAAGUGCGCUAUGGUGACCUUAGGAGGGAUGUUCCCAGUAACCCCAAAAGGUUUUCCUCUUCUCCGAGUGUUUUAGGAAACCAGAGUUUCUCCUCAGGUCAGUUUUAUUACGAGGUCCAGGUAACAGGAAAGACCGGCUGGGAUUUAGGAGUGGCCCGAGAUUUCAGUAAAAGGAAAGGAACGAUCACUCUGAGUCCUCAGAGAGGUUUCUGGACUCUGGGCUUGAGAAAUGGACAUCAUUAUGAAGCUUCUGCUGACCCGAUAAAUCACCUCCCUCUGGAGUCUCGUCCUGAGAAGAUCGGUGUGUUCGUGGACUACGAUAAGGGUCUGGUCUCCUUUUAUGACGUGAACGCUGCAGCCCUGAUCCACAGCUAUAGAGACUGCUCCUUCACGAGGAAGCUCUACCCGUACUUCAGUCCCUGUGGUGGCGGUUCUGAUGAGAACUCUGCACCCAUGAUCAUCUCUUAAGUCAGACUGAAAUAUUGUCCUGGUCGGUGUAUUUUUGGAUUUUAAUUUGAAAUGAGAAAAACAAAACCAAGAACAAAAACGUAAAAUAAACCUGCAGAUAACAUUCUCUCCAUCUUUCAAGGCAGAGCUUGUUAAAAUUGGAAUCUGAUAAAAAACAAAAACAGUUUUAGUUUCUUUUACUGUUUUUACUUGUUUCUAUUUUCCAAAAAGAGUUUAAAUCAAUGAGAAAAGUUCAUUUUUCACCUUUAUAUGUUUUUAUGUUCUGAUCAGAUCAGAAGGAGCAAAAAAUGGAAUAGGGAUGCAGGAUAUUAUCCGUCUGGUAUCGGCAGGUAUCAAAAUUUCUGCCAGUAUUUACAUGAUAUUUUACCUGUGCAUUUCAGUGUAGAUCGACUGUAAAUUUUAUCCAUAUAUCCUAAUAAAUCAGUGGAGUUUUAGUCUGAACCAACAGACCUGUGUCAGGUAAGGUCUUUUCUUUAUUCAUCCUCAUUCUUUAAAGUAUUUUUAAGGACUAAAGUUUGUUUCCUUGGUCAUCCUUAAACCUUAGUGUCCUAAAGCACUGACAUUUUUAAAUAUCCGUAUCGGCUAAAAUGAAUCUGAAUAUCGGCAUAUUGAAUAUUGGCAGAAAUCCAAUAUCAUGCAUCCCUAGAAUGGAACACUGGUGAUGUAACAUUCCUUUCCUGUUGACCUGCUGCAGAUGUUGUGAGAAAAAGAAUGUUACAUUACCAGUGCUCUGUUCUUUGACCUUCCUGUGUUGAUCAGGACAGAAGACAGGAAGAUGAAGGAUGAACCGUUACUGUUUUUGGUUAAAAUAAAGGAAUUCUUUUCAGUUUCCUGAUUCCCACUAAUGUAUAAACUUCCAGGCCAGGGGCGGGGUUUUCCAUGUUUUGUGUUUUCCUAUAUUUGAACAGUACCUGGGAGACGGAUCGAUUCUUGAUUCUGAUUUUCUCAUUUCAACCAGAAAUCCACUGACCUGAAAAAUCCACUGACCUUUCCCAUUUCUGUUGUUUUUAAGGCUCAUUAAGGCUUACCCUCAAAUUCCACAUACUCUGCAUUCUCUGGUCAACCUGAAGUCUGCAUCACAUGUCCUGGUCUGUCAGGAUUCAGAGAUCAGAGUCAGGAUUCAGAGAUCAGAGUCAGGAUUCAGAGACCAGAGUCAGGAUUCAGAGAUCAGAGUCAGGAUUCAGAGACCAGAGUCAGGA